AUGGUGCAAGACUACCUCACGCUAGGCUGGACCGUGCGACUCCCCCUACUACAAACCCAUGCGCCAUGCGCGCUCGCCGCCACAACGCUAACCUCGGUCCUCGGCGCCGCUCGCACACUGCACUCGUACGUCUACGUCGACUUUGCGAGCGGCUCCGGCGGGCCCACGCCCUACAUCGAGCGGCAUGUCAACCGGCAGCUGGAGUCGCGCGGAGAGGAGCCCGUGGCGUUCGUCAUGACGGACAUCAGCCCGCAUGUGGCGGCGUGGGAGGGCGCGGUCAAGAAGAGCGGGAGCGGGUUCUUGGGGUUCGUGGCUGAGGGGGUGGAUGCUACGAGGGCGCCGGCGAGGGAGGUGUUGCUUAGGGGGGUGCCUGGGGGAGAUAGGGUGGGGAAAGCUGGGAAGAAGGGCCGCGAGAAGAGGGUGAUGCGCUUGUUUAGUCUUGCGUUUCAUCAUUUUGACGAUGAGUUGGCGGUCAGGGUCCUGAGGGAUACGAUGGAGAGGGGGGAUGCGUUUUGUAUCUUCGAGCUGCAGUCCCGCAACCUUGCUUCGCUGUUCAUGGUGUCGUUACUGUGGCCGCUGGCUAUGCUGCUCGCGCCCAUCUACUUCUGGCGGAGACCGGCUCAUUUGUUUUUCACCUACUUGGUGCCGCUGGUGCCGUUCGUGUGGGUGUUUGAUGGCCUGGUUUCGUGUUUGCGGACGAGAACGGUGGAGGAAAUCGAAGCAUUGAUGGUGCAAGCUGUGGGCGAGGAGGGGCUACGGGGCUGGAAGGUCAGGAGUGGUGAGGAAGUGCAUACCGUGGGCAUUGGCAAGCUGUAUUGGUCGGUGGUGACGAAGGAGGACUAG
Messenger RNA from Cyphellophora europaea CBS 101466, 843 nucleotides. RefSeq lists its product as uncharacterized. The record is from RefSeq and is a predicted model, not a curated record. The coding region runs from base 1 to 843 and encodes 280 amino acids. The transcript has 2 exons. NCBI's taxonomy places the organism in Eukaryota, Fungi, Ascomycota, Eurotiomycetes, Chaetothyriales, Cyphellophoraceae.